Adineta ricciae is the source of this 4293-nucleotide messenger RNA. NCBI's taxonomy places the organism in Eukaryota, Metazoa, Rotifera, Eurotatoria, Adinetida, Adinetidae. The record is from the annotation of a GenBank genome assembly.
AUGGCCAAUGUAUUUCUUCAAUUCUUACUCGAUGUUGAAAAUGGAGACUUAGCAGCGGUUAAACGAAACAUCACUAAUGGAAUUGAUUUAGAAACACGUGAUGAAGAUCAUCAAACAGCUCUUAUUCUAGCUGCGAGGUGUAAUCAUGUAGAAUGUGUGAGGACUCUUCUUGAAGCUCAUGCAGAUGUCAAUGCCGAAGAUGUGGAUGGUUGGACAGCGUUAUUAAAUGCUUGCCAAAAUGGCAAUUUGGAAAUUAUCCGUUUACUCGUCGAACACGAUGCACAACUGGAACAUGCCGAUUGUGGCCAAUUUACCCCAUUAAUGUGGGCUUCGUAUCAAGGACAUACGAAAAUUGUUGAGUACUUAUUAAUGUGCGGUGCUAAUGUCGAUGCUGUCGAUGAACAUGGAAUAUCAAGUUUAAGUUGGGCAGCAGGUCGAGAUCAUAUUAACAUCGUAAACUUAUUACUAACUGCUGGCGCGUUGCCGAAUCUGUGGGAUAAAAAUAAUACAACACCAUUGAUAUGGGCGAGUCGACGAGGCUAUACGAGAGUUGUUGAUGUGUUAUUGAAAAACAAUGCUAGUGUGAAUAAUAUUGGAAUGAAAAAUAUGACGGCGUUACUUGCUGCAACAAAAGGUGGUUAUGCUGAAACUGCUCUUCGUCUCCUAGAAAAUCGAAACAUUGAUAUUAAAAUUCAAGAUAAGGACGGAGAAACACCGCUAAGUUAUGCUUGUGCUCAUGGAUUGACAACGGUUGUUGCUGAACUUAUUCAACGACAUGCAUAUGUCAAUACAGUCGAUAAAAAUGAUGAUCCAGUUCUAUUCUCAGCUGUGAAAGGUGGAAGUGAAGAUUGUGUUGCUAUUCUUCUUGAUAAUCACGCUGAUAUCAAUGCAAUUGGUGCCGACAACAAAACCGCGAUUUGGUGGGCUGUAGAAUGUGGUCGGAAAAACAUUGUGACACAUUUACUCCAAUACAAGCCUGAUGUUGAAGUAUCUGGCGGACCUGAUGAUGAUACACCAUUACUUUUAGCCACGAAACGAAAACGCGUUGGAAUUGUCUUUGAAUUAAUUCGAUAUGGUGCUCGAUUAUCAUCUGUGGAUCGGUUUGGUGACAAUAGUUUGCAUAUUGCUCUGCGCAAUCGUAGUCGAGAUAUAGCUGAUAUUUUACUUUCAAAUCCUCGACAUGCGAAGUAUUUGUAUCGUCCGAAUAAACACGGUGAAACGCCAUACAAAAUCGAUGCUAGUCUCCCAAAAAGUGUUCUUACGGCUAUCUUCGGACAGAGAACAUUGAAUCUUAACGAUGAUUCUAUUCUCGGUUAUGAUUUAUACUCAUCGGCCUUAGCAGAAAUCUUAAGUGAACCAUCACUUCGAACACCAAUCACUGUUGGUUUAUAUGCAAAAUGGGGUAGUGGAAAAUCAGCUCUUUUAACACAUCUGAAAGACGAAAUGCAUAGUUUCGCCCAACUCACUGAUUUCCCAACUAUGAAACCGUCUCCCCUACUGCUUUCGAUUAUUUUUCUAUUCGCAUGUAUCAUUGGUUUGAUUACUGGUUUUUCUAUUCAUUUUAUCGUUGGUAUUUCACUUGGCGUAGCAUUAUUCUUCAUUCCAAUUGGAUUUAUAUUCUUAAUAAAGUAUCUUCUUCGUAAUAAAGAUUAUCUCUGGACGACCAAUGUCGCGCAGUUUAUCAACAAGCGUUUGGAAAUCCUACGAUUUCUUCUUCAAGUUCUCUUCAUGAAUCCCUAUGCUUAUCGCCGAUUAAAAGGCAAUGAUACAAUGGAUUGUAAAAAGAUGAAAUUUAUAUUUACCGAAUAUGGAAAAGUAUCAGCUGCAGAUGGAGAUAAAGCCAGUGCGGGAAUGAUUGCUGAACUAGCUAUCAGUGUAGAAGAGACAUUUGGACUUGUAGCAACACGCCUCUGUCGUGCACUUCAUUCUAAAGAUACCAGUCAUCAUCGGUUUCGUCAUAUUUGCUGUGUGCCUGCAUUCGUCUACGUUAUCGUUCAGAUUGCUCUGGCGAUAAGUUUGAGUAUUCUUGCAUUAAUCAACGGUGUACCGUCAAUUCAUCGUUCAGUUAAUACGGCGUAUAUUGUAUUGAUGAGCACAUUAGGAGCUUCGAUCGUAUUUAGCAUGGGUCCGUGUUUUCGAUUGAUGAAAGGAUUGAUGAAAUCACCGAAGUCGAAAAUUAUCAAAUAUUCUGAUCAUUCUUCUCGUCUCAAUGAAACAUCGCUAUACCGACUUCGAAAAGAAGUCAGCCAAUUGUCUUACAUUAUCAAGACUAUCGAAGCAUUUCUCAGUAUUAAUACUCGUCUUGUCGUUCUUAUUGAUGGUCUCGACGUUUGCGAACAACAUCGUAUCCUUCAGAUUCUUGAUCAAGUUCAUGUUCUUCUCUCGAAAGAAAACGAUCCAUUUAUAACUUUAAUUGUUUGUGAUCCACAUAAAAUGAUGCAGGAUAUGACAAGUACAUCACCAACAGUACCUGUACCAAAUCAUAAUACUGGUUUUGAUACCACAGUCAACGGGCACGACUAUCUUUUGUCGAUUAUUCAACUACCGAUUUAUUUACAACUAAAUUUGAGUCGAACAAAGCAGUUGAAGAAUACGGAUGGAUUUUCGCGGAAAAAACAAAUGACAUUAACGAAAAAUCCAUCGAUACUCGACGUCAGUACUAAAGCUCCUGUAGCCGAAAAGCUUUCGAAAAACAAACGUCGUCGACAAAGACGAGACACUUUGCCAAACACUAAACCGGUAACAACAUCGGAAUUGACUCAUCAAUUACUUCAAUCGGAUUAUUUUCUCGAUAUCAAUCCGCGAAUUCUUCAACGUUUGAUAAAUAUCAUCGCCAUGACUGGCCGAUUGUUACGUGCGAGUCAAGUUCUCUUCAGUUGGAAACGUCUCGGAUGUUGGUCGUAUUUAAUAGAACAAUGGCCAUACAGGAUGACUUGGAUUAUCGUUCAUUAUGAAGAUCAUGAACAAGAAUAUGCUGAAGAUACCGCAUUGAAAGUUCUUUUUGAAAAAAUUAAACCGUUUAUUUCAAUGGCGAAUGAUUCGCUCUUAGAACUCGAUCGGAAUGGACGAAAAUUUGAACUUUGUAUCGAACAGAGUGAACCCGUACUGAAUGUGACUGAUUUGAAGCAAUUUCUUCCGUGCACAUGCAAUCUCGAUCCGUAUCUGAAUAAAAUUAUCCGAGAAUCAACACCGUACUUUUAUAUGACUAACGCCGAUGAAAAUGGUUAUAUUAACGGAGAUAUCUCACGACUCUAUCCUCGACACGAUCAUUCCUUUGAUACACAUGGUGGUCAUGGUCAAUCGGGACCAUGUACACGACAGAAAAGUGGAUACUAUUCAAAACAUCAUUAUGGAAGUCCAUAUCGUCCGUAUCCGCUAAUAUCAGCAAGAAAACGUGAUCUGGAUGAGAUUCGUCUUCGAACAGCGUCAAUUUCCUCUUCAACGGCACCUAUUCCACCGCCAUUAAUAGAUCAAGAACAAUCUACUAUGAAUAAUCCCGAUGGAAAUGUUAAAAUCGAUUUAUCACCUCUGUUGAGUGAAAUGACAGUGAGUGAUAUUUGUGAUUGUUUGAAGAACGAUAUUGUUGGUUUAAAACCAGCAAUGAUACCAAUCUACAUUCACGAUUUGAAUGAAAACAACAUCACCGGUCGCGUUCUUGCAGCAUGUGAACUCGAUGAAUUGAAACAAAUCCUUUCGAUGGCAUUCGGCGAUUGGAUAUUGUUCAGUAAUUGGGUACGAACGAAACGCGACGAAGAAUUACGUUCGCGAUUUCGUAUUCAAUCUGUAUCAAAUCCGAGAAUGAACUCAAACGAUCGACCGACUCUUCCUACAAACAAUUUCAUCAAUGAUUACCAAUUCUAUUCGGAAAACAACGCUCUCAAUGCAGCACUCAGUCAAAUUUUACAAACAACAUCACAAGAUUCAGAUAAGAAUUCUUCCGAUGAAAUCCGCAUUGGUGGAAACGAGAAAAUGUCUAUUGUCUCCGGACCGAAGAACGUCAAAUUUCUCAUUCCAUUAACAAGAUCUGGUUUAACAUCAAACGACAGUACACUUGGAGUUAUCGAGUCAACAACAAGAACAAUCACUCAUGUUAAAGAUAUUUUCCCAGUGCAUGUCGCACAGCAAUCUCAUACAACCGCAACAAAUAUCGAUCUGGACACGAUAACACCAUCUUCAUCGUCGAACUCGGGAAUAGCUGCGACUUUGUUUGACACCGAACAACCAGCAACAGUAACCAAUAGCGAUGGCGAAGAAAUUCCCUUACUUCCUGUGGAUAAUUCUAAUGAUAAAUAA